Molecule: messenger RNA, 3953 nt
Organism: Trichobilharzia szidati
Lineage: Eukaryota; Metazoa; Platyhelminthes; Trematoda; Strigeidida; Schistosomatidae
Source: the annotation of a GenBank genome assembly
GUGCAACUAGCCCAACUUAUUGUUAUGAAUGUGAAGGUCUCCUCUGGGGUGUAGCUAGACAAGGUCUGCGGUGUACAGAGUGUGGUGUCAAGUGUCAUGACAAGUGCAAACGACUACUGAAUGCAGACUGUCUACAGCGAGCUGCUGAAAAAUCUCUUCGUCAUGGUGCUGUAGAUAAAGCUCAAGCGGCUAUGGAAGCAAUUCGUGCCUUGAUUCAACGCCGUAUAACAGAACGAUCAGAUAUAUUUGAAUUUUUAGCUAGUGUUUUUCAAAUCGAUGUCAAUUCUAAAGUACACUUGAAUGCAUUAGAAUUUGCUCAGAAAAGUAUUGUAGCUGGUGCCAGUCAAUGGUCAGCUAAAAUUGCUAUCACAGUGAAAUCUGCUCAGGGAUUAAUUGGUAAGGAUAAAACUGGACGAAGUGAUCCUUAUGUAACAGUACAAGUUGGUAAAAUGCGUAAACGCACUAAAACUGUCCUACAAGAAUUGAAUCCAACCUGGGAUGAAAAAUUUCUCUUUGAAUGUGACAAUGCUUCAGAACGUAUUAAACUUCGUGUCUGGGAUGAAGACAAUGAUUUAAAGUCUAAAAUCAGACAAAAGUUCACAAGAGAAUCGGAUGAUUUCUUGGGUCAAACAAUUAUUGAAGUGAGAACACUUAGCGGUGAAAUGGAUGUUUGGUAUAAUCUUGAGAAACGAACCGACAAAUCAGCAGUAUCUGGCGCCAUUCGUCUACAGAUCUCUGUUGAAAUAAAAGGUGAAGAACAGAUGGCUUCAUUUCAUGUACAAUAUACAGCACUACAUGGUAGCAUAUUUUGUCAUCUGUGUAAAGAAAAUGAACCAGUGUUUCUGCCUGACCGCACAACUGUGCCACAGUCUCAGAACAGUGGCAGCGAAGCAUGGAAGGUAUACUUUAAUCCAUUAGGACAGGAAAUUGUUGAUGAAUUCGCUAUUCGCUAUGGAAUUGAACCAAUUUUUCAGGCUAUGACACAUUUUGCCUGUUUAACAGCCAAGUAUAAUUGUCCUGGUGUUCCUGCUCAAUUAUCUGUUCUGUUAGCCAACAUAAAUGCCUUUUAUGCGCAUACAACAUCAUCAAACAGUCAAACAGCCAGUGAACGUUUCAGUGCUAGCAAUUUUGGACGUGAGAAAUUUAUUAAACUGUUGGACAAUUUAUACAUUGCUAUAAGGAUUGACCUAUCAAAAUAUCGGACUGUAUUUCCGGCAUCUCAACCAGAAAGAUUAAUUGAUUUGAAAUCCACUGUUGAUUUGCUUACAAGUAUCACAUUUUUCAGACUUAAAGUUCAAGAACUCAGCUCUCCACCGAGAACAGGUCAAAUAUUACGUGAAUGUAUUGAAGCCUGUAUACAAUCCACCUAUCAAUGCCUUUGUGAAAAUGUACACGAUUUAUACGGAAAGAGUUUACAGGCAACAAACACAGAGUCCGGAGUCUCAGAAUGUGGAUCCGAGAAUGCAAGUAGUGGAGCGGGUGGUGGACAGCUGAUAAACGGUGAAUUAGAUCAAAUGGAUGGUAUGCGUUCACUAACCUAUUGGCAUCGUCUUAUCACUCUCGUUGUAUCUGUACUGGAAGACGAUAGGAAGCAUUACGCCCCAGUAUUAAAUCAAUUUCCUCAUGAAAUUAAUCUAGGCGAUAUGUCUGCUGAAAUGGUAUGGAAAUGUCUGUCUGAAGAUCUAGCCAAUGGAUUAGCUCAACAUACACUUGCAGCUAAGUAUUACUUUAAUAGUACAGAAGAAGAUACACUGGAUAGUUUACCACAGAUGGAGAAAUUACGUCAAGCAAAAUUGAAAGCAAUACAACAAGAAAUUGGACUAAGAAGUAGAAUGCCUAAGAUAAAGUCAUCGGAUUAUAUGAAUCUUUGUUUCCGUGUUAAAUGGUUUUACAACACGUAUAUAGCACCUUUGGCAAGGUUUAAAAAUGUUGUCCCUGAAUAUCCACGCUGGUUCGAGGGUCUUGUAUUGAUUUGGUUGUCUGAAAAUGAUGAAGUCUCUGCAAAUUAUCUCAGAAAUGCCUAUGAUCGGGAUAAACAAGACGGUUUCCAGUGUUCCAGUGAACAUGUAUUAUACUCAAAUUCCGUUGUCGAUGUAUUUACUCAGCUGAAUCAAUGCUUUGAUGUGAUUCGUAAACUGGAAUGUCCAGACAAAGAAGUAGAAGGACACUUUUUGCAUAGGUUCUCAUUAACCGUGGAAAAAGUCCUGUUAGCUUAUGCAGAUCGUGUAUUAGCCGAUUUUCCAAUGUAUAAAUCAGAUCAACGUGUUGCAUGUAUCCUAGUGAAUAAUACUCAACAACUUCGAGUACAACUGGAAAAAGUUUAUGAGAAUAUGGCACGUGAAAGUCUUGAAUCGAAUACUCGAGAUCGUCUGAGUGCCCUUCAAGGUCGACUGAAUGAAGUUGUUGAUAAAUUGGCAGUUCAGUUGACAGAUCAAUUUGAAGCUGGUGUACAUUCACAUGCACGAGAAUGUGGUAGGCUAUUACAAAAGUGUAAGCCAUCAUCAAGUAGUUCAGAUAGUUCAGGUGGUCGUGGUGUCAAUAAAGAAGAUGAGGCAAAUGAAUGUUUACAACCCUUAAUGGAUCAUUUCGAGUCGAUUCUCUCUAUCCUGGCAAAUAUUUGUGACAAAACUGUAUUGAAAAGAGUGUUGAAACAACUAUGGAGAGUGACAAUGUGUAAUCUAGAAAAACUCGUAGUCCUACCAGCAGUUACAGAUCAAAAACAACUGGCUAUGGGGUUAAUUCUGAGUGGUAAUACAUCGGCAAAAUUAAUCGGAGGUGCACAAAGCCUAUUGAGUCAUGUUGGGGGUCAAGUUGUACCUGGGAAAAUUUUAUCUGAAGCAACACGUGAAUCUGAGAAAGGUCUUACACCAUAUCAAUGUGAAUUACUCGGUAUGUGUUUGAAUACAAUUCGAGUAUACUUUCAUGCUGGUGGACGUGGAUUGAAACGAUCAUUUCUUGAUCGUAGUCCAGAACUUCAUAGUCUACGACAGGUAUUAGCUCUUUAUUCUCAAGCUACAGAUGAACUAUUGAGAGAUUUUGUAGCUACACAAACUUCACAAGAUUACUUGGCCAAUGAUGAACCAGUUGGAUAUCUAACCCUACAAGUAGAAAUAUUUAAACAUCCUGGUACCGGUGAAUAUAAGGUGAAUGUCAAGAUUCACACAGCUUCUGAUUUGAAUUGGUCACUUGCCUCAGGAAUGUUUCGACCAUAUGUAGAAGUCUUUUUAUUCGGUCCAUUACUGUCAGAUCGUAAGCGUAAAGUGGCGACAAAAUCAAAGUCGGUUACUACAAUGCCUACCUACCAUGAAACAUUUGUAUUUUUCUUAUCAAAUCAAAGUGAUCCUGAAUGGUAUGAAUUACACUUGGCAGUGAAAGAUUAUUGUUUUGGUCGAACAGAUCGUCUUGUCGGUGUCACUGUCUUAUCCUUAUCUAGAGCAUUAAAUCUUGGUGCAACACCGAUUCGACUACCAUUAGGUCGACGAUUGCAUUUUACUGAAACCGGAUGGACAGUGUUAAGAGUUCUAUCACAACGUGUCAAUACAGAUGAUGUGGCCAGGGAAUUUGUCCGGGCUAAAUCAGAAUAUCGAGCUAUUUCAGAGAAUGAUAAUGUGACAUUACAACAAACAGAUGAAUAAAGGCCUAUUUAAUUAAUUAUUAUUAUAUUGCUAACAUUAUGCAUAUAUAUAUAUACAUAUAUAUAUAUAUAUAUAUAUAUAUAUAUAUGCCUACAGAGAUAUUUUUCCAAUGACAGAUUAAAUUACACAGGAAAUCUAUACAAAUCAAGAGAUUAUGUGAAGAGAAAAACACCCAGAGCACCCAGAGUUAUAUAUACCAUUACAGUAUUUUUCACUUUUGUUCCCUUUUACUCCUUCUGAAAUUCGUUAUACUACUUUAUAUUUAUAUUUACAUUUAUACGGACUGCAGACAGUUAGUUCCACACAAACAUACCAUGU